Molecule: messenger RNA, 456 nt
Organism: Morus notabilis
Lineage: Eukaryota; Viridiplantae; Streptophyta; Magnoliopsida; Rosales; Moraceae
Product: agamous-like MADS-box protein AGL62
Exons: 1
Coding region: 1-456 (151 amino acids)
Biological process (GO): regulation of transcription by RNA polymerase II
Molecular function (GO): protein dimerization activity; DNA-binding transcription factor activity, RNA polymerase II-specific; RNA polymerase II cis-regulatory region sequence-specific DNA binding
Source: RefSeq, a predicted model, not a curated record
AUGGCGAAGCAAACCAGAGGCCGUCAAAAGGUUGACAUGAAGCUCAUAGCAGAUGAAAGCAAACGUCAUGUGACGUUUUCCAAGAGGAGGAUGGGCCUCUUCAAGAAAGCUGCCGAGAUCAACAUUCUCACCGGUGCCGAGGUCGCCGCUAUUGUUCUCUCUAGGCACGGAAAGGCCUACUCCUUUCGAACCCCGGGUGCGAAAUCCUUCAUCGACGACUCUUUCGUCAACCGGAACCACUCACCAGCGCCGGCGCCGGAGGACGGCAGCCGCCGUGAAGUGGAGUUGCUGGUGGAUGCGUUGAGCCGCCAAGAGGAGGAGAAGGAGCGAUGCGAGAUGGAGGCGAAGAUGAUGGGAGACGGCAGUGGAGACGGAUUAGGGUUUUGGUGGGACCGUCCAAUUGAGGGUAUGGAGAUGGGGGAGCUGGAGCGGUUCCAGUCAAGGAGGCUGUGGUGA